Molecule: messenger RNA, 432 nt
Organism: Striga asiatica
Lineage: Eukaryota; Viridiplantae; Streptophyta; Magnoliopsida; Lamiales; Orobanchaceae
Source: the annotation of a GenBank genome assembly
AUGAUUAUGAAAAGUUCAUUACUUUUGAAGCAUGCAACGGCUCCGGCACAGCCGCCGCGGCAGCUCCCUCACCUUGAUUCCAGCAGCGUGACUAUAUUCCGACCGAUACGAUUGUCGUCUCCACAUCCUAGAUCAGCCGUUGUGGUGUGUGUGAGUGUGUGUGCGGCGGAGGUUUUCCGGCAAAACAAUGGCGGCAGAGUCGGGAGUGUUUGCAUCUUGCUGCGUGUUGUAUAUCUGUUUUGUUAUCCGGAACAAAAACGACGCUGGAUUUUGGCGCCGCUGCGGCACCGGCCGCUAGGUGAAGGCUCGUCGACGUUGUCAGACCUCUGGACGCAGUGGAUUUUAGGCGCGUGGGAAGUUGUUGGCUCAAAAGGUACUAUAGAGUACAGCCCUUUUCCAGUUCCUCACAAAGGGCUCCCGGCCCGAUUCUAG